Octopus sinensis (East Asian common octopus) is the source of this 492-nucleotide messenger RNA. RefSeq names its product small nuclear ribonucleoprotein-associated protein B-like. The coding region runs from base 1 to 492 and encodes 163 amino acids. Gene Ontology annotation, biological process: mRNA splicing, via spliceosome. Gene Ontology annotation, cellular component: U2 snRNP; U2-type prespliceosome; U5 snRNP. Gene Ontology annotation, molecular function: RNA binding. The record is from RefSeq and is a predicted model, not a curated record. The transcript has a single exon. Lineage: Eukaryota; Metazoa; Mollusca; Cephalopoda; Octopoda; Octopodidae.
AUGCGACUGACACUGUCCGAUGGUCGCCAACUAGUCGGCACAAUGAAAGGGUUUGAUCGACAUAUGAACGUGGUCUUGGGGGACUGUGACGAAUUCAGAAUCAUCAAGAACAGGGAAACCAAAGAGGAAAGAGAAGAAAAGCGUUCUCUUGGCUUUGUCCUUCUCCGAGGGGAGCAUUUGAUGUUGAUGACCGUGGAAGGACGUCCACCCCCCGAGGAGACAGCCAUAAGACUCCCUCAGGCCACCGUCCCCGUCAACCCAGGAAUUGCUAAAAUGGCUGGGAGAGGUGUCCCUAUGACAAACCCGGCUUUACAAACUGCCCCGAGAGGAGUGGGUCUGCCUGCCCCUUCCAUGAUGCACCCCUCGGCCAUGAGACCCCCCAUGAUGCCUCCUCCCUUCCAACAGUCUCUGGCCACUCGCCUACCCUUGAAUGGACAGUCCGUCCCCCGACAGAUGCCCCCACGCAUGCCUCCUGGUCCUCCCGGAAUGUAG